GGUGGGCGGCCGUCUCACAGCGUGCGGCGAGCGCCUCUCCGGCCUCUGACAGUGCGAGGGUGAGGCGGAGCGAGCCGGACGAGGCGGGCCUCGUGCCCCGGACUACCGUCGCUCGCACGGUGAUGGUGCAGACGUAGACAGUGUCGCGAUGGGAGGACAGCACGCUGCGCCCACAGUCGGCCGCCUGCUGGUGGCUGCCGGUCUACUGCUCAGCCUGGGAGGUCUCACUCGAGGUCAGAGCCGUUCCCCACGCAUCACGGAGCACCCUUCCGACACGAUCGUGCCGCGCAACGACCCGGUCACCCUCAACUGCAAGGCGCAGGGUCGGCCGCAGCCCGACAUCUCGUGGUACAAGGAUGGCCGCGAACUGAAGCCCGGCUCGGCGCACCGGGUCACGCUGCCCGAGGGUGCGCUCUUCUUCCUCACCGUGCAGCAGAACAAGAAGGAGAACGACGCGGGCGUCUACUGGUGCGUGGCGCGGAACGAGGUUGGCCGCGCCCGCAGCCACAACGCGACGCUUAAAGUGGCAGUGAUUCUGGACGAAUUCAAGACGAUCCCGAAGAACACGGAGGUGGCGGUCGGCGAAAGAGCGGUGUUGGAGUGUGCUCCACCCAAGGGCGACCCGCCGCCUACCGUCCGCUGGCGGCUCAACGGACGCACUGUGGACGUGUCCACCACAGACAGGCUCCAGAUCGGCGGCGAGGGUGACCUGAUCAUAGAUGGCGCCACCGCCGAGGACGCCGGCGAGUACGCCUGCGAGGCUCACAACUACGCGGGCAUGCACCGAGAAACGCCGGCUGUGACGCUCUCCGUCCACGUGCGUCCGCAUCUACUGCGCGCCCCGACGGACGCGACGGUGCUGGUGGGCGACUCGGUCGACCUGGCCUGUCAGGUGGCCGGCGACCCGCCGCCCUCCGUCUACUGGCGCCGUCAGGACGCCCGCAUGCCCGUCGACCGUAUCAACGUGCUGCAGGACAAGACGCUGCGCAUCGAGCAGGUGCGGCCGCAAGACGAGGGCACCUACGUCUGCGAGGCCGACAACCGCGUGGGCAGCGUCACCGCCUCGGCCACCGUCACCGUACACUCGCAUCCGUCGUUCGACCGAGCCCCGAGCGACCGGCGUGUGGCGCGCGGCGAGAGUGUCACCCUGGAGUGCGGCGCCGCCGGCCACCCGACACCCACCGUCUACUGGACGGCCGACGGCAGCGGCGACACGCUCUUCGCCGGCGAGCAGCGGGGCCGCUUCAGCGUCGGCAUCGACGGCAGCCUGCGGAUCGACGAGGCGCGUCGCGCCGACCGCGGCUACUACGCCUGCACGGCGCUGAACGCGGUGGGCUCGAGGUCGGUGCGCGCGCACCUGGAGGUGGCCGAGCAGGGCCGCGUGCGGCCGCCGCCCGUGCUGGCUGUGCUGCCCGGCAACCAGACGCUGCCACUCAAGUCGCUGGCGCUGCUACCGUGCCGGCCGGCGGACGGCGCCGGCGGCAGCGUCGGCUGGGAGAAGGACGGCCAGCCGAUCCGGCGCGACAACCCGCGCACGCAGGUCGAUCCCGACGACGGCUCGCUCAAGGUGGACGAUCUUCUCACCUCGGACAGCGGCACCUACACCUGCACGGUGACCUCUGCGGCCGGCGUGACCUCGGCGUCGGCGCGGCUGACCGUGGCCAACCCCACCAACCCCAACGUCAACUUCCACCGGCUGGCCGAGCCGGGCACGUACCCGUCGGCGCCGCAGCGGCCCCGCGUCGCCGCCCGCAACGCCAGCUCGGUGACGCUCGCCUGGCGGCCCGGUCAGCAGAUGGGCGCGUCGGCGCUGCGGGGCUACACGGUCGAGUACUACAGUCCGGACACGGAGCGCGGCUGGGUGACGGCAGCGCGCCGCGUGGCCGCCGAGACCGCCACCGUCGGCGGUCUGCGCGCGGACACCACGUACGUGUUCGGCGUGCGCGCGGAGAACGGCCAGGGCCUGUCGCCGCUGUCGGAGCUCACGGCGCCGGUGCACACGCUGGCGGCGGUGCCGGAGGGCGCGACAGGGCGCCGCCUGGCGGAGGCCGCCCGCAGGCUGGAGAGCUUCACCGUUCGCCUGAAGACGGCGCGUGCCAUCUCCUCCGACGCCGUCAAACUCAGCUGGAAGAUUUUGACCAAUGCCGACUUUAUCGAUGGAUUUUUGAUCCGCUACCGCGACCUGUCGAGCGGGCGCUACGACGUGCUGAGCAUCCACAACUCGGGCGGCAGCGCCUACAUCGUGGCCAAGCUCAGAAAGUUCACCAACUACCAAUUCUUCCUGGUGCCCUUCUACAAGAUGGUGAUGGGCAGGCCGUCCAACAUGGUUGCGGUCCGCACGAUGGAAGACGCACCCAGCGGUCCUCCACUGAACCUGACCGUUCGUCCCAUCAACGCGACGGCCGCCGCCAUCUCAUGGCUGCCCGCGGCCGAGGCGGACCGCAACGGCAUCACCAGCGGCUACCUGCUACACCUCAGCCAGCAGGGGGGCACCUUCCGCUUCAACGUCACCGUAAACGCCAGCACCACGCAGGUGAUCCUGAAGAACCUGACGGCCGGCGCCGGCUACCUGAUCCGCACGGCGGCCGUCAACCGCAAGGGCACAGGACCGCUCUCGGAGCCAGUCAGCUUCCGCACGGCCGACGGUGACGCCCCUGGCGGCGGCGCUGCCGACCCGCGGCUCGCCUCGCCCGUGAAGAACGUUGUGAGCGAGGUGUGGUUCAUCGCCACCAUCGGCGCGCUGGUUCUGCUGGCGCUGGGCGUGUUCGUGGCCGUGGUCUACUGGAGGCGGCGCCGCGAGAAGAAGGCGCUCGGAAACCUGACAGUGACGUCAGGGAAGCCGGAUGACAUUUCGCUGCUGCCGAUGCACGGCGAACGUGGCGCCCCCUGGGUGGAGGCGUCGUUCGACCGCGGCUGGCGAGGCCAGUUUCAGAAGGAGCCGGAGACGAAGCUGCUGAACUGCGACGUUGCGCCAAUGGUGGCCGCUGAGUACGCCGAGCUCGACCAGCGAAACGUCAGCACGUUCUACGGCGCCCCUCACGGCUCGUACCGGCCGGGACAGCAGGAUGAGCCAGCUCCGUACGCCACCACUAUGCUGCUGGGUGGGGCGGGCCGGCGUCCGGCAGCGCGUGGCUCCGGCUCCGAGGAGCCCGGAGUCCGGCGAUCAGGGUCAGAUGAGUCCAGCGGCGUCAAGAGGUCCGGCUCCGAUUUCGGCGCGCCACCGGGCAGCUCCGGCUCCGGUGGGAGCGGACACAGAGGUUCGAGGACUCCAUGUUUCGACGGCCACCCCGGUGGACACCCGAUGCUCGACUUCAGCGAGUUUGCGCCGCCACCACCGCAGUUCCCGCCGCCGGACCUGACGAACAGUACGCGCGCCUCGCACUUCCCGCACCUCCCGCACGGCGGCUCGGCGCCGUCCGUGCGCGGGAUCGGUUCGCCGCACGCGCAGCGCCGCCCAGCGGUCAGCUCGGGAACCGGCAGUUCGCGGUCGGGCCGCUCGGCGUGCGGCCGCCAACCGCUGUACAACGUGAGCGGCGAGUCACGCGGCGGCCGGCCGGCGGAGGAGGCCGCCUACGAGUACGAGGCGGCGCUGCUUGUGGGACGGCGGCGCGGCCGCGCCGGCGAGCCGCGCCUCCAGCUGCAGGAGCGGCCGGGCGCGCCGCAGCUGCAGCUGUACGGCGCCCCGGACGAGUCCGAGUUCUCCGACCGCGGACCCAGCCCCGAGUCGUCCGUCAACGGCGAGACGGGCGGCAGCUGGGAGCCGACCAGCUGUGACGAGGGCAGCGACGACGCCAGCGCCGCCGCCGGCGGGCCGGACGAUUUCGGCGAGUCGGUGUCGCGCGCCGCUCAGCAGGCGGGCAUGACGGUGAACGGGGGCCGGUCGGCCGGCCGCCGGCGCGCUUCACCCUACUCCACGGACAGUGCGUACAGUGCACAGCCGCGUCCGCCGCGGCCGUACCGCAAGCGGGGACAUCCGACGGCCAAUACGCUGGACCGACCGUCCGGACCCGGCUCGAACAUGGAGUCCUUCCAUCCGAACGACUUCAACCAGCGUGGCUACCGGAUCCCUGAGGAGCGAAACAUCGGGGAGAACGGGCCACUUCUCGCCAAUGGCGCAUUGUGAACGCCCACACAGCUCCCAGGCUCGUCUCCCUGAGGAGAGAAACACCGGGGAGAACGGGCCGCUUCUCGCCAAUGGUGCAUUGUGAGCGGUCACACAGCUCCCAGGCGCGUCGUGGAGGGACGCCACAUCGUGGGCAUUGCGGACCGUUGAACUCUGUGGACUCCGAUGCGCAGCUUGGUGGAGUCAACGCGACUGCAGUGCUGAGCCGUGGUUUAGAGUCAGACGUCGAGUAAGCUGAGAGUACUUGUGCCACUGUUCGUGUUUGGAGGUGGCGAGUUCUAGUUGACAAUGUGAUCCGUAUGCUUCAGUGUCUCCACCUGGUUAACCAUCGAACUCUGAGCUAUGCCAUUUUGUUAUAGUAACCGCUUUCUUACUUUUAUAGCAAUAGUUUUGUGGUUCCACACCCACCCCGUGUCAUAUACGCACCACACUGAACAAAGCUAGGCAAUAGGCUUUUGGUGGCCCCCAUGUUUGAGAGAUGGAUUUUGAAGGCGUAACCCUUUUCAGUUAUCUUCCAUAGGUCCGACAUACACACUGCCUUGCACUGAUGCGCGUUUUGAUGCUAUAUACCGUGCAAUGCAGCAUCAGUGAUUUCGUUUGCGAGAUUUUUUAUCUAAUCAAUUGGUCGCGUUUAAUCACAUUACCCGAUGAAAAUUGUCUCCCCAAUACGAUUGUGACAUUCAGGUCAUGCGUGCCGCGGGUUGAGGAAGCCGUAUUUGUGACACGAAGCUGUCCCCUGUGACCUGAACCUGCGAAUGACAGACCGUGUCACCAAGUACCCUUAUCUGAAGUGUAUCAUUUGCAUGGCGAUGUUUUCGGAGCAGAACCUAUGCGCGAAGAACGCGGAGCUCACGUUUCUCCGUUAGGGAAAGUGAAUGUGCCGCUGUCGUUUGAGCCACUCUCGCGUGCACCCGCCAUAUCCCCGACGAACCGCACCGCUCCGUACUCUGUACACGCGCGUGGGAUGUGCCCAAUGCCGUUCGUGGGUUCCUCCAGGGCACCCAUCUCGCCCCUACAGCCGUGUUGUAGGUGUUCCGCCAAACUGGUGCACGUUCAGGCUGUGAUAAUGUAUACGUCGAUUGUGCAGGGCAGUACGCCGGCGCAAUAAUUCCCUUGUGAUUGUGGACGGCUGGAUGUCGGCGUGUAAGACACUGGCGGACGUCAGCCUUGCGCGUGCGAUGACGUGGGAGGGUCCGCGCGGCGGAUGCCGGAGGGGGCCAGCGCAGGGGACAUCGAGAAGCGAUGUUCUGGGGCGGUGGUCCUGCUAGUCACUUUACGAGCUCACCGCGUCGUCGCUUUGCCGUUGAGUACUGUCAAUAAACGCUCGAUUUUUAA
Pollicipes pollicipes is the source of this 5458-nucleotide messenger RNA. Its product is annotated as roundabout homolog 1-like. NCBI's taxonomy places the organism in Eukaryota, Metazoa, Arthropoda, Thecostraca, Pollicipedomorpha, Pollicipedidae. Gene Ontology annotation, cellular component: plasma membrane; axon. The record is from RefSeq and is a predicted model, not a curated record. Gene Ontology annotation, molecular function: cell-cell adhesion mediator activity. Gene Ontology annotation, biological process: dendrite self-avoidance; homophilic cell-cell adhesion; axon guidance.